Molecule: messenger RNA, 2668 nt
Organism: Neodiprion virginianus
Lineage: Eukaryota; Metazoa; Arthropoda; Insecta; Hymenoptera; Diprionidae
Product: myeloid differentiation primary response protein MyD88-like
Exons: 7
Coding region: 473-1768 (431 amino acids)
Biological process (GO): positive regulation of canonical NF-kappaB signal transduction; innate immune response; MyD88-dependent toll-like receptor signaling pathway
Cellular component (GO): plasma membrane
Molecular function (GO): Toll-like receptor binding; TIR domain binding
Source: RefSeq, a predicted model, not a curated record
ACUAAUGCACGCCUACUCGAAUAUCUCACUUAUAUACAUGCCUGUGUUCGUUCAGUAUUUUCAUUGCUGUGCAAUCGCUUCUCUCCCCAGCCGCAAACCACCUGCUGGGUGCGAAUCGUAAGGUGGGAGGAAACUCACCUGUUGAUUAACACAUGCGCAUUUAUACUCUUUGGACUACGCCUUGGAGGAUCAUUCUUUCACGUUAAGCAAUUACUGCGAAAGAAACACAUUUAUUAAAACUCUUGUGACAACUCAGGAGUAAACAAGGAGUAUCCUGGCAUAUCCUCUUCGGGGUUAUAGUCACACGGAAGAAAAAGAAGAAACUCCCUCCAGGUCUAUGUUGAAGCUCUGUGGUUAACCUCCGUGAGAUGAAAAUACGCGACUGUUUGGCCUAAUUAUCAGUCAGUGUCAGUGUACGAUCAGAAGCUCAGAAGACGGAAAUCACGAGAUUUCGAGGUUAACUUAUCCUGCUAUGACGGACUUUUCAACGGUGCCAAUUGUUGCUCUCUCGGAUACGACCAAGGAAUCAAUUUCGUCGUUACUUAAUCCUACAAAAUGCUUGCCAGCAGACAACGGAUUGCCAAGAGAUUGGAGAGGAUUGGCGGAACUGGCGGUUUUCGAUAGCGUGGACCUACCCAAUCUGUCAUCCAAGUCAGAUCCGUGUGGAUAUAUUUUGAGCAUAAUACAGAAGAAAAGUCAAGGUCUUAUGUUUGCUACAUUUCAAGCAUUGUUGGAAAAAUUGGAGAGAUGGGACGUCAUCGACGAUACAGCCGCUCUAAUGGAGAGAGAUGCUCAGAUCUAUAAACAAUGUUCCCAAAGAACGUUAACAUCGGCAAAUGCUAUUGACAACCAUGUUGAAGAACAGAUAAUAACAUACGAUGAUUUGUGGCGAGUGCCACAAGGCUUAGGCAAACAGCAGUAUGAUGCAUUUCUUUUAUUCGCUGAAGAAGACAUCAAUUUUGUCGAUGAAUUGUGUGAAAAGCUGGAAGAUAAAUAUGAACUCAAGCUUUGCAGAAAAGAUCGAGACUUUAUAGUUGGACUUCCAUUCGAACAUUCUGCAAUAAUGAAAUUGAUAUCUGAACGAUGUAACAGAUUAAUUGCAAUAUUAUCUCCCAAUUUUGUGAGAAGUUCAGUAACCGAAUUUUUCGUCAAUUUCACUCAAGCACAAGCAAUAGAGACAAGGGCGCGUAAAAUUAUCCCCUGCUUUUACAAGAGAUGCGAGGUACCAGUCCAAUUGAGAUAUUACCACAUAUUAGAUUUCAACAUACAGAGCAAGAAUUUCAACUUUUGGGAAAAAUUAAGCAAAUCGAUAAAAACCCCAGAUGUUCGGUGUCGUGAAACAAGAGCAACUGCCUUACCUACACCUGCAGUUGAGAAAUCAAAGCCGUGUAAAUUUUUACAAGAUACAGAAAGAAACGAAUGUUCCAUGGUUGAAAAAGUUGGUGAGGUGAAAAAAACUUCCUGCGAGUCAUACGAGCCGAAACUACCGUGUAAUGUCGAUAAUGUUGACGUGGAACCUGAGAUAAUACCUGAAACAGUUGCACAGAAAUCGAAAGGACCGUCGAGGUUUUUCAACUUUAAAAAAUUCUUACCUUCCAAACAAAGUAAAGUAAAAUGUUCAUCGAAAGAACUCAAUGAAUCCAGAAGUCUGUCCGCUUUCGAUCUUUCAUCGCUUGAUUCGAUAAAUUCUCUAUCGGAUACCUGUAAAAAGAAAAAAACUACUAGUAACAAAUAUAAGAACAAAAUUAGCGUUUUUAUGAAAUCGUGAUUGUGAAAGAUGGUUUUAGUCGUAUUUGGCACCUCAUUGAAGAAUAGAAAUUCUAACUGUAGUUGUUUAUGUUUACUUGUUCGGUGGACGUACCGAUGAUCCUCGAAAAAUACUCUUCAUUUACACUCAUAAGCCAAUAACUCCGUUUCAAUAAUUAAGAGUAUUAUCAUUUACUAUUGUGAUAAUAGCAAGGGUUGCCAUGGAAGUUGGAAAACUUAUAAAUGGCAGGAGAAUUAUAGUAGAAGAGAAGGUCAGAAAUUUCGUACAAGUUCUUUCGACAGAUAUCGAAGGUAGAGUAGUUUUUUUUCUUCGCAAGUACUUCAAAAGUGGAUGCACGGAUUCCUUGUAAGCAGGAUUCCCAUUGAAUCACUGAACCGGUUUGGAUGAAAUUUGCACGGGACACUGAUCUUAUCGCCAAGAUGGACCUAUCACAUUUCUGGUUUCGAAAUGGCAGCUGCUAACUUCGUCGUCUUUCGAGAUAUCCAAAAUCAAAUGUCGCGAAAACAAGUGAUCAUGCCUUACGCAAAAAACUGAAGAUCUUUUCGGUUAAGCCGUCUAGUUUUCAUGAGAAAACUCGUUCUUGCCAAAUAUAUCGUCAACAAUCACCAUCAUAAAAUUCUUGAAAAACCUGAGGUUGAAGUUGCUUCAUGUAUUUCACGAUUUGCGCACAUGUUUCAUUAUACAGAGUAAGAGAAAAAAUUCAAUUCCUGUCACACUAAAUCAUCGAUUUCCGCACAAAAUGUCUAUUCGUGUAAUUAUUGUAUAAAUCAACCAAACGUAUAGUCAAUUGACAUCUUUUAUUUGUAUAUAAUGUAUGUAUAUAAAUUUGUCAUAACACAAAUACAACAUGUAUGAUGUAUAUUUUUACCACUGUAUAUUUAAAUAAAAUUAGGAAAAAUA